Messenger RNA from Rhodamnia argentea, 1948 nucleotides. RefSeq names its product probable pectate lyase 5. NCBI's taxonomy places the organism in Eukaryota, Viridiplantae, Streptophyta, Magnoliopsida, Myrtales, Myrtaceae. The coding region runs from base 423 to 1916 and encodes 497 amino acids. The transcript has 5 exons. Gene Ontology annotation, molecular function: pectate lyase activity. The record is from RefSeq and is a predicted model, not a curated record.
GAGAGAGCCUCGUCUUCAACCUCCGGCAAAGCAUUUUUAACUGAAUCAAUGAAAAACUGCGAAGAAUCUAACCCAGAAAUCAUCGAAACCUUCACUCGGACACAAAACAGAGAGAGAGAGAGAGGGAGGGAGAGAUAGCCCAACUCAAAAAAGUGAAAAAGGGUUUUUUGUCCACACUUGCUGAGGAAUAACCAUCAGUAGCAACAUCUUUUACCACCAGCCCCAGCAAAGAAUCUCAAUCCCUCAUGCAGAUAUAAGGAUAUGCGCUCGCUCUCUCUGUCUCUCUUCUUUCUCUCUCUAGCGAUUUUCUCUAACUAUUUGCAGAAUGAUUAGCAAGCAAGGAGAAGCAAACAACCAGCUCCGGCAGAACUAGCGGCUCCCCCAUUUGCCUCAUUAUUGCUUGCUGUGCCUAGGAGAGGAGGAUGAGGAUGUUGUUCCCGACCACCUGCAUUCUCCCUGCGUGCAUCUUCUUCGUCUCUCUCUCCCUCUCGGCUGCUAUGAACCUCACCCUCCCUCACCAACACCCGGACCCUGAAGCUGUUGUCCAAGAUGUGCACAGGAGACUGAAUGCCUCCCUCUCAAGAAGACUCCUGUCCUCGUCCUCCUCGUCGUGUGGCACCGGCAACCCCAUCGACGACUGCUGGCGGUGUGACCCGAACUGGGCCUCGAACCGGCAGCGCCUGGCAGACUGUGGCAUUGGGUUUGGGCAGUCGGCGCUGGGUGGUCGUGACGGGCGCAUCUACGUGGUGACCGACUCCUCGGACUUGGAUGUGGUGAACCCGAAACCGGGGACGCUCCGGUUCGGGGCCAUCCAGGACGAGCCCCUGUGGAUCAUCUUCUCCGCCGACAUGUUGAUCCGGCUCAAGCACGAGCUCAUCCUCAACAGCUUCAAGACCAUCGAUGGCCGGGGGCACAACAUCCAAAUCACAGGCAACGGCUGCCUCACCGUCCAAUACAUCUCCAACAUCAUCAUCCACAACGUCCACAUCCACCACUGCAAGCCCUCCGGCAACACCAACAUCCGAUCGUCGCCGACCCACGUCGGGUGGCGCGGGCGAUCCGACGGGGACGGGAUAUCGAUAUUCGGGGCGUCGCACAUAUGGGUGGACCACUGCUCGCUGUCGUACUGCGCGGACGGGCUGAUUGACGCAAUCAUGGGCUCGACGGCAAUCACGAUAUCGAACAGCUACUUCUCGCACCACGACGAGGUGAUGCUGCUGGGGCACGACGACAAGUACGCCCCGGACACGGGGAUGCAGGUGACAAUCGCGUUCAACCACUUCGGGGAGGCGCUGGUGCAGCGGAUGCCGCGGUGCCGGCGGGGCUACAUCCACGUAGUCAACAACGACUUCACGGCGUGGGAGAUGUACGCCAUCGGCGGCAGCGCCAACCCCACUAUCAACAGCCAGGGCAACCGCUACACGGCGCCCGUCGACCCCAACGCCAAGGAGGUGACAAAGCGCGUGGACACAGAGGAGAACGAGUGGACGGACUGGAACUGGAGGACGGAGGGGGACGUCAUGGUGAACGGCGCCUUCUUCGUGCCGUCCGGGGUCGGCCUCAGCGCUCAGUACUCCAAGGCCUCCAGCAUUGAGCCCAAGUCUGCUGGCCUCAUCAACCAGUUGACCAUGAACGCUGGCGUCUUCGGCGAUCCUAGGGACAACAGCGCCGGCAUAUCUUACCCGGGGUUUGCUGGGGGCGGGACCAGCACGGGCUCCUCCACCGACGGUGCCGUCGGUGCAGGAGGUGGGUCUGACGGAGGGGAAGGUGACUACUUUGGAAUGAUAUUCGGGAGCGAUGCGCCACCAGCACAUUCAUCAGCUACCUCAAUCCUUUUGUUUUUACUAAUCAUUUUGGUUUUGUACACUAGUACCAACCGUGGUGCUCUAUUAUCAUUGCAAUUGUUGACAUUGUAGAAACAUUGCCAAAGAAAAAAAAAAAUUCAUGU